GGUCGUAUUACCUUGAGCAAUAUCCUGAAGCAUUUAGCCUAUGAGGUAUCUGAGAAGUCUGAGGAGCAUGACUCACCUUUAACCUCUUGGUGUGGUUUGGACUGGCUAAUACAACUCAAUGAAAUUAAAGUGGUGUUAGUCACUCUUUCCACUGGUCGCCUUCCUCACAGGACAGCUAUGAACCAACCUGAAACGCCAACCAACCUGAGCCAACCACGGUGACAGCAUUGGCAAUGAUAUGAUGUAGUAGGGUAAAAAUAGAACCGUAACAUUAUAAGAGGCUCUGGAGAACCACAGUACAACACACAACCUCACACACAGACAGACCAACUGUCAUUCAUCUCCAGCCAAAAGCAAGUUCUAGAGAAGCCUAUAUAUUAUCACAUCUAACAGGGAGUCAGUCAACUUUCUCAUCUCUCUCUCCACUAUGCUCUACACACACAAGAUUAACAGUCUAAACAGUGGGGAUGUGUAUCUGGUGAAUGCCCACUGCGAUGUAAAGGAGAAGGACCAGGAGAAGAAGGAGUCCUACCAGGCCACUUGGCUAGACUUGGUGAUGGAAACAAGACCAGAACAACAGUAUGUAUAGUGACAUGAUAGAUCGUUUUAUAAAAUGUUGCUUUAAAUCACUGAUCCAGCUGAGUGCUGUUGUUCAUGUUCAAUGUGUGCCACAAAUUCAUUAUUAUCAUUCACUAAAUGAACACAUUUUCAAAAAGAUUAUAUUGGUCUUACUAAUCACGUGUCUAAGAACAGUAAGAACAGCAAUACACUUUCAGACUGCUCUUUAAAAAAUGUUAUUGCUUGAUUCCAGGACCACAUUGUUUGAAAAUGACUACUCGAGAAAGGAGACCUACAAUCAGAAACAGGUGGCUCAUUUCUUGGUCCAGAGAAACCCCAGUCAGCAGAUCAAGAUGGGCACAAGGGGUGGAAUGCUGAAGGAGUACCAGCUGCCAUACAAGAACGCCCUCCGUGUGCCCAUCUUCACUCCCAGCAAAGCCGCCUCGCCCAAAGACCUGUACAGAACUCCCUCUCCAUCAGAGUACAAGUCUAUCAUGGAGUUUGAGACGAUCGCCAAAGGAGUAUGUUCAGAUAAACAGGAGAUUUUCGAAAUCACAAAGGACUUGCCUAAAGUCUCCCAACCUAUCCGUGUUAACUUCAGGGCAUCUAGUCUUAUAUCCCCAACACGUGAGUUUUCACACUCCUUCAGGGGU
Molecule: messenger RNA, 1211 nt
Organism: Coregonus sp. 'balchen'
Lineage: Eukaryota; Metazoa; Chordata; Actinopteri; Salmoniformes; Salmonidae
Source: the annotation of a GenBank genome assembly